Molecule: messenger RNA, 833 nt
Organism: Ipomoea nil (Japanese morning glory)
Lineage: Eukaryota; Viridiplantae; Streptophyta; Magnoliopsida; Solanales; Convolvulaceae
Exons: 6
Coding region: 163-639 (158 amino acids)
Biological process (GO): chaperone-mediated protein complex assembly; protein folding
Cellular component (GO): cytosol; nucleus
Molecular function (GO): Hsp90 protein binding; protein-folding chaperone binding
Source: RefSeq, a predicted model, not a curated record
CGCGCGCGUAUGAAGUCGGACCCCAGUCACUUCACCUCUCUCCCGGUUCACAUCCCUAGCUUCCUCGUCUCUUCACUUCGGACUUCUGCUUAACAAGUACGCUCGCCGGAGAUUUCUGAUACAACCAGUACAACCUUCUUCUGCUAAUUAGCCUUUGCGAAAAUGGAAACUGGAAAAAAUUGCAGCCGGCAGCCGGAGGUGCUGUGGGCUCAGCGAUCCGACAAGGUCUACUUGACCGUCUCUCUUCCGGAUGCCAAAGACAUCUCCGUCACGCCGGAGGCGGCAGGACUCUUCGCUUUCUCCGCGGUCGGCGCACAGGGAGAACCCUUCUCCUUCUCUCUCCAGCUCUACGGCAAUAUUGCCCCCCAGGCUUGUAAAACCAAUAUUGGUUUGAGGAACAUUCUAUGCUCAGUUCAGAAGGAGCAAAAGUCUUGGUGGCCAAGAUUAUUGAAGUCGGAAGAAAAGCCUGCUCCAUACAUUAAGGUUGAUUGGAACAAGUGGUGUGAUGAAGACGAUGAAGAUUCUUCUGAUGUGGCCCUUGAUGAUGAUUUUGCGUAUGCUGGCGGUGAAGAUGAUGAGAGCAGUGAUGAUGGAGGAAUGCUUUAUCUUCCUGACCUGGAGAAAGCUAGAGGAAAUUAACACAAUACUAUGAAUCUUCCAGAAGCACAAGCAGCCACGUCCUAGAGGCUGCUUUUAACAACUUGGCUUGUGUAACAAAUUACCAAGACAGUCUUACUGAAACAUGUAGAUGUUGCUCGUUUUCGAGGAUUAUUAACUGGCUAUAUUUCAGACAUAUAUAUGAUUGUAUGAUAUAUCCUUCCCCUCCCUCUCAA